This is a messenger RNA of Pseudovirgaria hyperparasitica, 944 nucleotides long. RefSeq names its product kinase-like protein. The record is from RefSeq and is a predicted model, not a curated record. The coding region runs from base 1 to 861 and encodes 286 amino acids. NCBI's taxonomy places the organism in Eukaryota, Fungi, Ascomycota, Dothideomycetes, Acrospermales, Acrospermaceae. The transcript has 2 exons.
AUGCGUACUGACAUUCCCUGCUGCGCCUGUAGCUGGUCUUCAACACGUCAGCAUUCUUGUCGCUAUGAGAGCCAUGUGAAGCUGGUCUACGGAGUCAGCGACCGUGGUGUCUGGUCCGUAGGGUCUAAAUUGAUCCUGAAGGAGAGAUCAAACCAGCCACCGGAUAAUGAAGCUCCUAAUAUUCGUCUAAUACAAGAGAAGACUACAAUCCCGGUGCCUAGCAUCGUUGAAGAAUGGACUGAAAGCAAUGGACGACAUUUUACAGUCAUGCAUCGCGUCCCUGGGACUACGUUACAAGCAAUGUGGAGCAAGCUCUCAAGAGAUGACAAAGAACGUAUCGCAGUACAAACAGCCGAGUCUCUCCAACAGCUUCGGCAGCUCCAUUCCCAUCACUUGGCGAGUGUGGAUAUGAAGCCGCUAUACUCGGCUUUCCUCUUUCCACCCGACUAUGGCAUCCCUCAUGGCCCCUUCGCCUCCGAUGAUGACCUCUGGGCUGAAUUAAAAAAAGCUCUGAGAGGAGUACCCGAGAAGGCUUGUCAGCGUUUGCGACAACGAAUGCCUUCUACAGGCCCUUUCACUUUUACUCAUGGGGACUUAAACAGUGGUAACAUCAUGGUGGAGAACGGCAAUCUCACAGGUAUUUUGGAUUGGGAGGCAAGUGGGUACUUCCCCGUAUGGUGGGAAUAUACUGCCGCUGGAAUUGGUCUUGGAUCGGAAGACAAAGAAUGGAAGACGAUCUUACGCAAACAUAUGGCACCACACGAAGAUGCACGCGGGUUUUGGCUUGAUUUCUACUCGAUUUCCAAAUUUCCGGAUCUAAAACCACACGGACAAGCGUUACUAGAAGAACUACUCAUCUGAAAAUGAGCAAAUACAAGUAUUUUUAAAUUUAAAUGGCCUAGUACAUAAGGUCUAGAGCUUGAACUAUAAUGACCGUUAUUCCU